Molecule: messenger RNA, 2264 nt
Organism: Oncorhynchus mykiss (rainbow trout)
Lineage: Eukaryota; Metazoa; Chordata; Actinopteri; Salmoniformes; Salmonidae
Source: RefSeq, a predicted model, not a curated record
AACAUGCCUUGCCUUGAGGGAAAACAAAGAGCUUGGUUUCAUGUACUCUGUCCUUCCUUAUCCCCCUCUGUACAUGUUAAUAACAUCUUGAUGACACUGUAUUCAUGUCUGUCUCCCCCUGUAUCCCUCUUUUAAACUCACACCUUUCAUGCACGCUUUGUUUCAUACACACACAUACAAUUCCCAAUAUUUUUGGUCCAUCGUAAGUGAGAAUGCUUUAGGUAAUUGGAUAACUAUGUGUUGAGACAUGCCCACUCUCUCAAGGUCUCUGUUAUACGUCAACUGUUUUGCUACUCUAGUCUAAGUUAACGUGCACACCCUGUUUCAAGACUUCCGCCAAACUACUCUGUUCUCUGACCCAGAGAAACACACACAAAUAUAAUACAAAACAAGAAAAAUUCGAAGCCUGUGGAAAAUUAUCUGUGACUUCUGGAUCAAGCUGUCCCAAAGCAAUCGCGGGAUUGGUCUAAACUGCAGGGACAGUUUCAGUCCUUAGCCAAUAGAAAAUACAGAAUUUGUACAGCUGACGUGGCUUCUGAAAACACGGAAGUAAAGCUUUGGUGGUGUUUCAUUAAAUUGAGAAAGAGAAAAUGCCAGUGGUGGCAACGGAGAGAUAUGGCUCCCUCGAGUCAUGGAAAUAUCAGUUGAAGGAUGGAGUAAUGGAGAGAGAAAGAGAAGGGGGCAACGGUGGGACGACUGGAAAAACCAUCAUUGGCGUGUUCAAAAGUGUCUUCUUGCCUCAAGGGUAUCCAGAGAGUGUCAGUGGCGAUUACCUGCAGUAUCAAUUUUGGGAUACUCUUCAGGCCUUCUCCAGUUCUCUUUCAGGUACUCUUGCCACCCAGGCCUCUUUAAGGGGUGUUGGUGUUGGAAACCAAGAGGCAACAGUUGCUGCUGCAACAAUUACCUGGUUAUUACGAGAUGGCACAGGCAUGCUGGGAAGAAUCCUAUUUGCCUGGCUUAAAGGGAAUAAACUGGACUCUGAGGCCAAAAAAUGGAGGCUUGUUGCUGAUGUUCUCAAUGAUAUCGCCAUGUUCAUGGAAAUACUGGCUCCUAACUUCCCAACAUGCUUCACUCUAAUUGUGUGCUCUGCUGGAAUAUUCAAGUCCAUUGUCGGGGUUGCAGGUGGGGCCACCAGAGCUGCUUUGACUCUUCACCAAGCCCGCAGAGACAACAUGGCGGACAUCUCUGCCAAAGAUGGCAGCCAGGAGACUUUAGUGAAUCUGGCUGGACUGCUGGUCAGUCUGAUCCUUAUUCCUCUUGUCACUGACAAUCCACUGCUGACGUUCGUCCUCUUCUUCCUUUUCACCAUCCUCCACCUUUGUGCAAAUUACAAAGCAGUGCGUUCAGUUGUCAUGGAGACACUCAACGAAGCUCGGCUUGCUAUUGUGCUCCACCAAUACCUGAGAGAUGGACGGGUCCUCGGUCCACUAGAGGCCAAUCUUAAAGAGCCUGUAUUCUUGGAGUUCAGGAGGAUAGUGCCAAUCAAACUGGGAGUGAGGCUAGGGGAAUUUAUUUAUACGUCAGAGGACCUUAAUUUGGCCAUGAAAAACAACCACAAGCCCUUCCUUAUCGGAGUCAAACGUGGCUCUGUGUGUGUUUGUUUGGGACCAGAUGCAUCUGUAUGUGAUGAGAUUAGGGCUGUGUGCCAAGCAGUGUGCCUCUGCACUGUGUUACACCCUGUCUCGCCACUAGAGGGGGCUCUCAAACAACUCUCAAUGUCACACAGCAACAAUCAUUGGGAGCUGGUGCAUGAGAGUCAUAAACUUAUGGACCAAAUUUUUCAGCCAUUCCUCAAAGCUCUGGAGGUAGCUGGAUGGCAGACCAGUCGAACCCUACUGGACUGGAAUGAAUGGAGGGUGGAGUGGAAGAAGAAGAGCAGUUAAAGGAGUGGCAGGGUCUCUGGAGAGCAACAACUGCAAGGCAAUAGGCUGAGCUCUCUGUCAAACAUUCAUUGUGACAUGCUCAAAGAUUAAUAUGCUCAGAUUCAUUUAAAGGUUUUUGUCCUUUUAUGGUACAUUUUAUGGUACAUUUUAUACAAACAACUUCAGAAUAAACUUGACCAUAACUUUAACCAUCUUAUGUCCAGAGUGAUAUUACCAGCCCCUGAAAGUAAGCCUCUGACUAGCCUGAUACAUCAUCCAGUGAUAGCCAGCAAGCUAGUCACAGUCUGACAUAAUGCAAUACAAUAAAUCUUUGGAAACGGUUCUCUCAUGACCUUUGGAAACCAGAAUAUUGAAUAAAAUUACAUUUGAACUUUGUCUGCC